Molecule: messenger RNA, 2382 nt
Organism: Colletotrichum godetiae
Lineage: Eukaryota; Fungi; Ascomycota; Sordariomycetes; Glomerellales; Glomerellaceae
Product: ATPase
Exons: 2
Coding region: 1-2382 (793 amino acids)
Biological process (GO): ribosome biogenesis
Cellular component (GO): nucleus
Molecular function (GO): RNA binding; ATP binding; preribosome binding
Source: RefSeq, a predicted model, not a curated record
AUGGCACGAAUAUCCCUGCGGACCGGCCUCGACCGUGACGUGUACCAGAUUGUAAAGAAGCUGGACGACGAGAGGGAAGGAGAGUGGCAGGCCAAGAAGAGCAGGGACAGAGACGGCGGCGCAAAGAGAAAGAGACCACCGAGGCUGACAGUGACGGCGAUCUAUGAGUCGAUUAAAAAGUCCAAUUCGAGCCUGAGCAGGCAAAAGCGGAAGCCGCUCGAGGACGCCAUCGAACGGGUGUUGGAAUUUCGCCGGGAAGAGGAGGAAGAAUCUGAGGACAGUGACGACCUCCUAGAGCAGGCUGAGGAGUACAAACCGGAAGAUCGAUUUCUUCUCAACAGACAAAUGACGAAGCACUGGAAUGUUGCUCCGGCGGUGCCCACUGCCCAGGGGUCAGACGGCAAAAGCACCAAGAAACGCCGCAUCUCACCCGAGCCCGAAGCCGCCAAUGGCAACGGCAAUAGCAACGGUGCCGGCACCGGCAAUGUUAGCGACGCCUCCGCCAUCGUCUCCAAGUCGUCCAAGUCCAAGACGGGCGACGCGACAGAGACCGCCCAGGCGGUCGUCACGAAGAAGGCGCUCAAGGCAGCCAAGUACGGCCCCGAGCAGAUCCCUCCCGGCUCGGUCGUCCUCGGCGGCGUCCGCGGCAUCAUCGAGGAGCUGCAGCGGUACGUCUUUGCGCGCGCGCGGAAGCCCGAGGACUUCGCCUGUUUCGGAGAGCAGCCUAUGGGAAUUCUCAUCUCAGGCCCACCGGGAACGGGCAAGCAGUCUCUUGUGCGAUCUCUUUCGUGGAGGACGAGGACGCCUGUCAUUUCUAUUGGGCGGUACCUGAGCGAGACGCGGUCGCCCGAGAAAGUGAGCAAGAUCUUCACCGAUGUGCUAGACGAGGCCAAGAAGAUUGCGCCGUGCGUCGUUCUCUUUGACCACCUGGACGAAUACAUGACCAAGUCGGGCAACAGCCACAGCGAGUUCGACCACGAGGUCAUUUCACAGCUCAAGCUCGGUCUCCGACGUCUGCGAGAAUGGGAGCGAGAGGGGCUCCGGGUGGUUAUCGUGGGCACAACGAGCAAGCUCGAGCUCGUCGACCCGACGCUGCGGAGACCAGACUACUUUGCGCAGACCAUUACGGUCAAGGUGCCCAACACGGACGCCCGAGAGGAGAUCUUCAAGGCUCUGACAAGAGAGCUCGACAUUCCCUCCGAAGUCGACUUCCAGGCCCUCGCGGUCCGCACGCACGGCUUCGUCGGCGACGAUAUCCGUGCCGUGAUCCAGGUUGCUAACCGCAAGGCUAGCGAUCGCUUCAUGGAUGUGGAAGAGGCGCGCGCCAGAAAUACCAUCCAGGCCGAGAGAAUGGAUACCGAGAUCUCGGACAAUAACGCCGCCCGCGACCUUGACGACGCCUGCCUGUGGUACGACUAUAUCGAGCACCCAUCCUACACGACCCCUACGCGCGUCCACGUAAGCCAGCGCGACUUUGUCGACGCCAUCGCCGAGCACACCCCCUACAUGCGCCGCGAAGGCUUCAGCUCCAUCCCCAGCACCUCCUGGUCCGAAGUCGGCGCCCUACACUCCGUCCGCGCCGCCUUCCAAGUCUCCAUCGUCCGGCGCAUCAAGGAACCCUUGCUAUUCCAGAAAUUCGGCAAGCAGCGGCCCGCGGGCGUGCUCCUCUUCGGUCCACCAGGCUGCGGCAAAACCCUCGUCGCAAAGGCCGUCGCCAACGACGCGCAGGCGAGCUUCAUUCUCAUUAAGGGCCCCGAGCUGCUCAACAAGUACGUGGGCGAGUCGGAGCGCGCGAUCCGCGAGCUGUUUACGAGAGCGAAGUCCUGCGCGCCGUGUAUCCUCUUCUUUGACGAGAUGGACUCGCUCGUGCCCAAGAGGGAGAAUACCACCACCGAGGCCGGCGCUCGCGUCGUCAACGCGCUGCUUGCGGAGCUCGAUGGCGCCGGGGACAGAGGCGAGGUCUACGUUAUUGGUACGAGUAACCGGCCUGACAUGAUUGACCCGGCCAUUCUGCGCCCCGGACGUCUUGAUAAGCUGCUGUUUGUGGAUUUGCCUACCGAGGACGAGCGCGUCGAUAUCUUGGGGACGAUUGUGCGCAACGGUAUUGGCGGGGGUGUACAAGCUCAAGGCCAGGGUGACGACGGUGAGGACGUCGUGGACGUUGAGGCGAUUGCGCGGGAUAAGCGGUGUGCUGGGUUCAGCGGUGCGGAUCUGUACGGGUUGUAUAAGAAUGCGCUGGACGAGUGUGUGUUGAGAUACGAGGGCGGAGAGCCGGCGUUGAUCAGGAGUGAUUGGGAGGCUGCGCUGAGCAAGACGAAGCCGAGUGUGCCGAACCCGGAGACGUAUAGGAGGUUGGCGAACAAGUUGCAUCAUCAGACAUAA